CCCAACCGUGCAAAUAUGGCAAAUGAGAUAUGGAUCGUUCCGUUUUUCGGUCAGAGCCAUCUGUUUCCUUUAAUGGAGCUCUGCAAGCACUUGGCCUCCAGAAACUUCAAAGCCGUUUUUGUUAUCUCUUCCGAAUUCUCCUCCUCCAUACCCUCAUCUCUCCGCCAAUACCCACUCGUUGAAAUCGCUGAAAUUUCUGAAGCACCACCGUCUGAUUCGUCUUCUCCACCGCAGGAGCCGAGUUCUCAGCCGCUUCACAAACACCACGCACGCUACAGCCAGAUAGCAGUCGGGCUUGACAAACUCCUCCAUGAUCCAGAUUCAGUCCGCCGACCCCUUUGUGCGGUUGUUGACAUGAUGAUGAGCUGGACUUCCGAGAUUUUUAACAGAUACGAAAUUCCGGCUGUCAACUUCUUCACCUCCGGUGCUUGCUCUGCCGCCAUGGACUAUGCCAUGUGGAAGAGCCACCCGUUGGAUGAUUUCAAAUCUGGUGAGACCCGUUUACUAUCCGGGUUACCCGAAGAAAUGGCUAUUACGGUUUCGGAUCUUAAGCGACAGUCUCGUGACGGCCCACAAGGAGGCUCGAGUGAAGGAUUUCCUCGUCUUCAGCCACCUCGAACUAAGUUUGGGCCGCAGAGACAUCACCCAGCCUGCCCCGGUGCCAAACCACCGUGGGUAGAAGAAGUUGAACCGUGUGUUGCAGUCAUGAUCAACACGUGCGAUGAUCUAGAGCAUCCUUUUAUCAAAUACGUCUCCGAUAAGAUCGAAAAACCAGUUUGGGGCGUGGGCCCACUCUUGCCGGAACAAUAUUGGAAAUCUGUCGGUUCGGUUCUUCACGACCGCGAAAUUCGAACCAAUCGGAAAUCAAACCUCACCGACGACGAGGUGAAUCGGUGGCUAGAUACGAAGCCAAGUGGAUCCGUGCUGUACAUAUCCUUCGGAAGCUCGGUGGGUCCCAACAAGGAGGAGCACGAGAUACUAGCCGAGGCGUUAGAAGCGUCAGCACGGCCAUUCAUAUGGGUGGUCCAAGCGAAUGCGGGCCUCUGGCCGGGUCCUCGUCGCCCCGCACUACCCGAUUCGGAACCCGAGGAGGCUUAUUUUCCGCACGGGUUAGAUGCUCGAGUCGGAAAAAGAGGCUUGAUCAUACCUGGGUGGGCCCCGCAGCUGUUGAUUCUGAGCCAUCCAUCAACGGGAGGAUUCCUAUCGCACUGUGGGUGGAAUUCAACUGUGGAGGCAAUUGGUCGGGGAGUCCCAUUCUUGGCGUGGCCAUUUAGAGGGGACCAAUACCCCAAUGCUAAAUUAGUAGUGAGCCAUCUCAAAGUUGGGUACCUGAUUUCUGAGGACUUAUCACAGACAAUAGAGGAGGAGGAUAUAACGAGAGGAAUUGAGAAGCUACUGAGCGAUGAAGACAUGAAGCAACGAGCAGUGAAGCUUAGUGCUAAGUUUGAGCAUGGCUUUCCAACAAGUUCUGUUGCAGCUUUAGAUGCCUUUGGAGACUUCCUUGGACGUAAAAACAAAGCAUCUUGUCGUUGACUUUUGUCUCGGAAGGCUAAUCAGAAGAGUUUCUGUUUGACUUCUUUUCCCUUCGUACUGAUGUAUAAUCAACUACGCCUGAAUCUCGGGCCAUCAUAUUUAACACAAUUUUUACACGUCUUCUGAGUGGCUAGAUUUAAAAGCAUUAAAUACAAUGAUGUCAAGAUAACACCAUAUGACAUAGACAAUGACGCAUUACAUUUUUUCAAUCAAAGUUAUAAUUUGUUU
Molecule: messenger RNA, 1761 nt
Organism: Rosa chinensis
Lineage: Eukaryota; Viridiplantae; Streptophyta; Magnoliopsida; Rosales; Rosaceae
Product: scopoletin glucosyltransferase
Exons: 2
Coding region: 16-1533 (505 amino acids)
Molecular function (GO): UDP-glycosyltransferase activity
Source: RefSeq, a predicted model, not a curated record